CUUAAAAUAUAUCAUUAAAAUACUCUAAACUUGUAGUCAAUGAUAACCAAUGGUUUCAAAAACAACAACAAUAGAUAUAUUUUUUACGGACAACAAAUCCCAAGAUUUAUUGAUUCAUAAGUGCUCUUCACUUAACUUUGAAUCGGUUGACAAACACUCAAAAGCCGUUACAUUUGUGGCCAAAGAAUUCAACGAUAGUGUUGACACUGAUUCAGAAAAGUGGUAUUUAAAGAAAGUGAAGGAUUUAUUAGAUUUGUGGUCACAUAAAGCAAAACAUAUAAUGAAUUCUUCAACAAUUCACGAAUUAUAUAUUCAAUAUCUAAAUCAAAGUCAAUCACUAAAAGAUUUAACAAAAACAGAUUAUACUUACUCUAAGAGUAUCAGUUAUAAUAAGAAUAUUUCAAAUACUGAUUGGUUGGUACCAAAUAUGUGCCGCAAAAGUAUCUCAUCUUUUGUUAAGACUUCCACCCAAAUGUCUCGUACUUUGAAUACAAAUACGAAAACAGAAAUAAUUAAUAAUUCAAUUAAUAGUUCAAAUGUGACACCAAAUGCCGUCAAACGGGCCACCAAUAAGUGUCCUUUAAUUUUCCGAUUUGUGGUCUUAUUAUUGUUUUUAACUCCUUGUAUAUAUUUAUUGAGUCAUUACAUAUCUAGUCCACUGCCUUACAGUUCAUUUGAUGGACUGGUCAGUGAUUAUGCGGCCAAAGAUGCAAUCAAUGCUUUGAUUAAGGAAAUGAAGACAAUGCGUAAUGAUUUGAAUCAAUUGAGACAAACAAACAGUGAUAUGAAUUCAAAGAUGAAAAACAAUGAAUUUAAUGAAAAUGAAAAGUUUACGCAUUUGAGUGAAAAAAUGGAUAAAAUUGAAGAAUAUUUGAAUAAUUCUUUAAAGAAUUGCUGUCAGAAUAAUACUGAAUCGUUGAUAGCUUUGAUUGACUUACGUUUGUCUGCAUUUAUGUCUUCAUUGUUAAGCAAUAAUCAAAACACACGACAAUCUAUGUCUCCAUCAGAAGCAGUUGAAGAACUUAAAAGUUUCAUAAAUUUUGAAUUAAUGAAAACAAAUGAUGUUUUCAGGGAAUCGAUUGAACAAAAAUUAAUGACAACUAUUGAGAAAUUUGAAGAACAGAUGAAAAGGGAAAGUAAAUCCAUAACAUCUAAUAUAACUAUUGGAAAAGUUAGGUCUUUAAUAAGUGAAGCACUGGCUGUAUAUGACGCCGAUAAGACAGGUCAACCAGAUUAUGCAUUGGAACCGUCAGGAGGAACUAUUAUAAACACUCGUUGUUCAGAAACAUAUGAUCCGCACGGAGUUGAAUGUAAUAUCCAUAAAAUGAAGAUAUUGUCAACUAUUGACAAAAUUAAGUCUUUAAUAAGUGAAGCACUGGAUGUAUAUAACACCGAUAAGACAGGUCAACCAGAUCUACAGAUUCCGUAUUCACGGAAAACCAAAUAAUACUUUAUCAGUAGUUAUAUAAUAAGAUAUUUUGCAAUUUUUUACUAAUUAAUAAUUUUUAUUAAAUUA
Molecule: messenger RNA, 1516 nt
Organism: Oppia nitens
Lineage: Eukaryota; Metazoa; Arthropoda; Arachnida; Sarcoptiformes; Oppiidae
Exons: 2
Coding region: 50-1447 (465 amino acids)
Biological process (GO): nuclear envelope organization
Cellular component (GO): nuclear envelope; meiotic nuclear membrane microtubule tethering complex
Molecular function (GO): protein-membrane adaptor activity
Source: RefSeq, a predicted model, not a curated record